Molecule: messenger RNA, 707 nt
Organism: Euleptes europaea (tarantolino)
Lineage: Eukaryota; Metazoa; Chordata; Lepidosauria; Squamata; Sphaerodactylidae
Gene: BCL2
Product: BCL2 apoptosis regulator
Exons: 2
Coding region: 6-707 (233 amino acids)
Biological process (GO): negative regulation of intrinsic apoptotic signaling pathway; intrinsic apoptotic signaling pathway in response to DNA damage; extrinsic apoptotic signaling pathway in absence of ligand
Cellular component (GO): mitochondrial outer membrane
Molecular function (GO): protein homodimerization activity; protein heterodimerization activity
Source: RefSeq, a predicted model, not a curated record
UAUAAAUGAUGGCUCAUCAUGAAACAAGAGAAUACAGUAGCCGGGAGAUAGUGCUGAGAUACAUCCAUUACAAGCUGUCACAGAGAGGCUAUGACUGGAUUGCCAGUGGAGACGGAGCAGAUCUUCCUCCUCCUGCCGCUGCCGCUGCUGCCGGGACCUUCCGUGCCCUCGCUCGGCUGGCAUCUUUGCCUUCGGAGCCCCCUGGCCCAGCUGCUCCUAGCGACGCUGGUGUGGUUGCGGAGCUGCCCCCCGUGCCACAGGUUGUCCACCUGACUUUGCGCCAAGCCGGUGAUGAGUUUUCGCGGCGUUAUCAGAGGGACGUGGCCCAGAUGUCUGACCAGCUGCACUUGACCCCGGGCACUGCCAGGAGUCGCUUUGUGGCGGUGGUGGAGGAGCUGUUCCGAGAUGGGGUUAACUGGGGGAGGAUUGUGGCCUUCUUUGAGUUUGGGGGCAUGCUGUGCGUGGAGAGCGUCAGUCGGGAGAUGUCUCCACUGGUGGACAAUAUCGCCGUGUGGAUGACGGAGUACCUGAACAGACACCUGCACCAUUGGAUCCAGGCCAACGGAGGCUGGGAUGCCUUUGUGGAGCUGUACAGCAACAACAUGAGGCCUUUGUUUGACUUCUCGUGGCUGCCUCUGAAGACGAUCCUGGCUCUGGCUGUGGUGGGCGCCUGCAUCACCCUUGGCGCUUAUCUGGGGCAUAAGUGA